Triticum urartu is the source of this 1576-nucleotide messenger RNA. RefSeq names its product protein FAR1-RELATED SEQUENCE 5-like. The record is from RefSeq and is a predicted model, not a curated record. Gene Ontology annotation, molecular function: zinc ion binding. Lineage: Eukaryota; Viridiplantae; Streptophyta; Magnoliopsida; Poales; Poaceae.
AUGCAUCAAUGGAAAGAGGCUGUGCCUGCUGUGUUCAACCAGUCCAAACAUAGGAACUGUUUGUUUCAUGUCAAGAAAAAGGCAGAAGAGAAGUGUUGCAGGACUUUUGUGAGUAAAGGUGAUCUCCAUGCAGACUUCACUGACAUUGUGCACAACUCCCUCACAGUUGUGGAAUUUGAGAAGCUAUGGCAAGAGAUGGUUGAGAAGUAUGAUAUUGGGAGCGUCAAAUAUUUCAAGAUAAUGUGGAAGGAAAGGAGAAGAUGGGUCCCUGUCUACUUCAAGAAGGAUUUUCUUCCAUUGAUUCACUCCACCUCUCGCAGUGAAGGCAUGAACGCCAUCUUCAAGGACAAUGUAGCGUCAACUUACAAUGUGAUGAGCUUCAUGACAGAAUACCAAAGAAUCUCAGAACGGAUAGAAGACAUGGAGAGGGAGCAAGACUCCAAGACUAGGACGACACAACCAACGUUUUGGGUACACAAUGAACUUGAGGUACAGGCUGCGCAGAUGUACAACCGGCAAAUCUUUUACUUGUUUCAGAAGCAAAUGAAGUUUGCUGCUAACCUCCAUGUGGAUGUCAUCGAAAAUGGCUCAAGAUAUGAAGUUUACAGGUCAAGGAUGCUUGCUGAGAAGGAUUUCAGGACGCGCCGCUAUCUAGUGCUUGCAAACAUCAACCAUGGAGAUUUUGCUUGCAUCUGUGGGAAGUUCCAAAAGGACGGAAUUGUUUGUGCACACAUACUAAGAGUCCUUCAACAGUUGAACAUAUCUGAGCUACCAGAGAAGUAUUAUCUGGAAAGGUGGAAACCAAAGGACAGGAAGUAUGUGAGGCACAAACAGUUUAAUAUACCAAUGGAGCUGACUGAAGGAAGUCGACAUAUGAGGUACACACUUCUCUCCAAAAUGCUGAAUGAAAUGGCUUCCGAUGGUGCACGAACGAACGAGAAGUACUUGUUUGUGGUCAGAGAGGGUGAAAAAAUAUUUGUUGGGCUUGAAGAGAUGACUAGAGCAGAUGAGUUGAGAGAGCUUCAGGCAAAAGGGAUAGUUCAACAAGAAGUCCCUGAGAUACAAGUACCUCAUCCUGAUGGUUACGAUACCUUACAAGACCCAGAUGUUGCAGCUUCUAAAGGACGUCCACGUGGCCGAUACCGCACAGUCAGAGAGAAGUUUCUUGCAAAAAAUCAUGGAUGUUGCAGCCACUGUAACAGCGGGGAACACACUAUAGCUACUUGUGAGAACCUGCACAUUCCCAAGUCCAGGUUCCAGAAGCCAAAGGCGAAAGCAGCAAGCAAAAAAACUACAGGUGGUCCUAGUGUCGAUGUUGAGAAAGAAAGUGGUGCUAAACGUCAGCGAAAGAAGGCGCCUAGCGCAGAAGUGGGAGGGAUGCUCUAGUGAAAAAAGACGACAUGGACAACACAAAUUUGAAAAACACAUUAUAACUUUGUUGUAAUAAAAUUAGACCAUGUGUUACCUGGAAAAUUAUGAUGGCCAAGGUGAAAAGACAGGAAAAUUGCUUCUCCUAUUACUCCUUUGGAUUUUCUAGUGUGUAUUUGCAGUUGCUCUACUAAAAAAUUCCGGUGCU